GUCGGCGAUCGUUGUCGGUAGUUAUAGCGUCGGCUGUUGACUGUGCGUCUCGUCUGUCGUCCGUUCCGAGCGAGAAAUCCGCAUAACGUCAGCGUUUGUGCUACGGCCGAACAGUGGACCGACAGUCGUAACGAAACCGUCAGCAGGUACCGCCGCCGCAACAUCAGCAGUUUUCCGAGAACAAUCCUCGACGGACAUUGUCGUCGUCGUCGUUCACCGUCAACACUGUUCACUACUAAAUAGGUACGUGCGCAUAACACAAUAUUAUACCUGCGUUAACAUGCAAUUUUUCGUCGCCGCGGUCAAUUAUGUAUUAUCGCCGUCGUCGUCGUCAUCGUUGUUGUUAUUAUUGUUGUUGUAUCCAUCCGCUGUUGUUAUUUUGACGACGAUAACUCCGAACGCGGGUACGCACGCGCGGGCGCGAUACACACGCUAUGCACGCACGCACGUACGCAGACGAUCGCGUCUUGGAAAUAUUUUGGCAUGUGUAAGCCGAUAGCGCGCUGCACGGUAAACGCAUCGUCUCUGCAGUCUUGACAGUCUUGUACGGCCGUAGACGUCGCGAACGCAAUUAUCUCGAUACUCGUAUUCUUAUCCCAGAGAUAUACGUAGGCUUGCGACCCGGUGUGUACCUAAUUGUAUUUGUCUUCGAGAAUAAUUAUAAACCGUCGUAUCCAAUAUAGUCGCCGGCCGUCGUGUCCGUCUGGUAGAAAAACGAAACCGUUACAAAUAAUCGUUUGCAGUCUGUUCUGUGAGUAUAUUAUUCGCCGCGAUAAUAUUCGUCGUUCUUGCGCGGCGGUGACCGAUGACGUCGUGUGCGCCAGCGAUGUUUAGAUCAGGUUUCUCCUUGGUGGUUUGUUUUUCGUUUCAAGUCGACAGGUGAGAGAAAAAAAAAAGCCGGAGACAGACAGAGCCGUAUAGAACAAUGAAAACGCUUCGCAAGCUUGUUAGAGGCGAGCGGUGUGGCGUGGACGAGUAAAUGAGGCGAAGUAGAACCCGAUUUUGCCGCUGCGGCCCGUGACCAUCGAUUUGGUUUUGAGAAUGCGUUUUACAAGCUCCCUCUGUUUCAAAUAUCCGCACGGUAAUUGGUCUUGGCAAUCCGGAUUAACUUAGAGCCCAGUAAAUUCAUACGAUUUGUCUUGACUGAUUAGUGCACUUUUUUUUUGUUUACAAUAUUGUGAUAAGGAAACAAUGGAUUCUCGUUGAAUAAAACGAAAAAAAUCAAAAUAAUAAUAGUUGAAAUUAUUAAAAAAACGGAUUUAAUGGAAUGUUAAAGUAAACUGUAGCAGCGAGAGUAGUCGGGCCGAACAGCUCGCGUGAAAUAAAAGGCGAACCAGAAUAUAAAAAUAUCAUGAUAUGUAAUGCUGAUCAAUUAUAAUAUUAUUUUGAUACAAAGUUUAAAUAUUGAGAUUAGAUACCUACCUACCUAUAGAACCUAUUUAAUACCUACCUAUUUAAUUAUAUUAAAUAUCAUUCUACUGAUACUGUUGUUGUACGCAUUUAAUAAGACCUUAAUUUAUUACCUACUUUGUUUCUAAAAACCUAAAACUUGUUAUAAUUAUAGUCUACAAAUUUGGUUGUCUGUGACAUUCAACUUGCAGUUAUAAUUUAAUAGAACGGAUAUUAUAAUACAAUAUAUUUUUACAUUUAAAUACCUAGGUACUUAAUUAAACAAUUAAACACAAAGUAUUAUCAUUCCAAGACUUUGCAAUAAUAAUAUGUUUUGUAUGCUUUAUUGUAUUGAUCUUUAUUUUUGGAUUCUUUUGCUCUGUAAUAAAUGGUUGUAUAAUAAUCGUUAAGCAAUUCAAUGUGAGUGUAGUAACUUUUUUGUCUGUUUAUAAGUAAAUUUAUUGGAUCAUUUCCAAUAUGUUCGUUUCUAUUAUUUGGUUAGUUGUUUAUUGUAGGUAGGUACUUCAAUACAAUAUUAUAUACACCUAUAUAAAAAAAAAUGCCCGUUGUAUACAAACAUCAUAAGUAAAUAUUUUUUUUUUUUGUUUUUAAAUAAAAACAUACCAUCUUCAUUGAAUCUAUUAUUUGUAUUAAUUGUUCCCAUGUUUUAUACUUAUAUACCUACUUUUAGAUAACUAUUUACAGGUGUAUAACUAUAUUAGUAUAGUAUUGUGUUCCAUAAUAUUAAAAGAAAGAUAACGUUAAAAUAAACGAUUAGGUGUUUUCUAAACUCUUAUCUUAAUUAUGUAUAGAUAUAAAUGCAUAUUAUAAUUAUUUGCUUGAAUACAUUGUUUUAUAGAAAUAAGAUAUUAUUACUAUUAACAUUUCUUUUAAAUAUUAUAAUAUAUAGUUCCUAAAAGAGAGAUAAAAUGAUGAGUUUUAUGUAUUCGUGUUUUAAAUAAGUCAGUACAUUAUUGACCACCUAUGAAUUCUGAUUGGUGAUGGUCAAAUGGUAUAUUUUAAAGAAAAAUAAUUGUAUUACUCAAUAUGAAUCCUAUUAUAUAUUUUAGAAACAUGCCAUUAUUCGGGAAAUCACAGAAAAACCCAGUGGAGGUUGUAAAACAAAUAAAAGAAGCCGUUGUAGCUUUAGAAAAAGGAGAUAAAAAAUUGGAAAAAGUAAGUAUAGAAUUAAAUACUGAUUUAAAGAAAAAAAUAAAAACAUUAACUGAUACUUAUAUAAUAUUUUAUCUGUAAGGUAAAUUAUUUUAUCGUUUCAAACAUAAUUUUAGAUAACACAAAUAGUUACCAAAUUCAUGUAUAGGUAUUUUCAGAGGUAUUUUUUAAAUUUGUUUAUUAUAUUUAAUUUUAUAAUACAUAUAUUCUAUUUAAGUACUUUAGUUAUUAUAUCGAUACAAUAUUCGUAUAAAAAAAAAAAAAAAACUGUGUAAUUUGAAUAAAAGAAUAUCUGAUAAGAUCAAUUAAACUUAAUAUAAUACUGACCGUUUUAAUAGAGAUCAAAGUGAUUAACUUUUGUACAUUCAUAGCUAAUAAUACUGCAGUUGACUGAUGGAUAUUAUUCUCAACCUAGUUUUAACAAAUAUUAAUGGACAGUUAAUAAAUAGUCAAUUUAUUUGUUACAUUAUUUUUGCAUUUGUAUCAAUUAUUAUUAUUAUUAUAUAUUAUUUCAGGCACAGGAAGACGUGAGUAAAAAUCUUUUGGUCAUUAAGAAUUUGUUAUAUGGAACCGCUGACACUGAGCCUUUGUCUGAUAUUGUUGUUGCCCAACUAGCGCAAGAAAUGUACAAUAACAACUUAUUACUCAUGCUGGUACAAAAUUUAACGAAAAUAGACUUUGAAGUAAAUAUUUUAAGUUAACUAGUAGAAUUUGAAUGUUCAUUUAAUAUUUAAAAUACAUACAAUAUUACAGGGCAAAAAGGAUGUUGCUCAAGUAUUUAACAAUGUUCUUCGGCGACAACUCGGUAGCAGAUCGCCUACUGUUGAACACAUCUGUGCUAAAUCAGAAAUCUUGUUUACUCUUAUUGCAGGGUAAGGUAUAUAGUCAAUAUAUAUAAUAUUAUAUUUAGUUUUUUUUAAUCUAAGGCGAGAAUUAUUAUAUUGUUCUGUUAGUAUUUUCAAAAUGUAUACUAUUAGAGUUACUUAUAGUUAUAUCUAGGGUCAGGAUUCCAGUCCAAAAUGUAAUCUAAGGCAAUGCUUUUCAAAUACAUAAUUUGAUUUAUGUAAGAUACCUACUUGAAAAGUGAACAUUCUAUUUUAAAACUUGAUUGGUAAUUUUGUUAGUUUUAAGUACAUAUUCGUAUAUUUUAAAUUUAAGUCAUUCAAAAUGAAAAGAUGUAAUGUCAAAAAAUGUUGUUUUUGUGGAAUUUGCUUUACCGAUUAGAUUUAAGAUAUUCUUCAUUAAUACACAUUGUCGAUCCUUUUAUUUUGAUAAUUUAAUAUACACAAUAUUAUAUUUUCCCCUAUUUUACAUUUUUAUAACAGGUUUUAGCUUUUUGUAUCAUUCUUUAAGGGCAUUAUUUUGAUAAAAGGCAAUGUUUAGGAUAAUUUUAACUUUUUUUUGGACCAUUUUUCAAUAGUUUUAGGGAUCCAAGCCUUAGGGAACUUCUAAACAAUAAUAAAUUAAAUAACACAUAAUCAAUUUUAAAGGAAUUUGGCAAUGUUGUAAAUUAUCUUUUAUUUAUUUUAUGCAAAUUAUUAUUUCACCUACUUUCUAUUAAAUGAAAAUAAGAGUUGUGUCUAAAUAUUUUUCUUAACCAGAAUUCAAUAAAUUAUUGAAAAUUAAAAAAAACUAUUUAUAAUUAAAGGUAUGAACAUCAGGAAAUUGCACUGAACUGUGGCACAAUGUUACGUGAAUGCGCUAGAUAUGAAGCGUUGGCCAAGAUCAUGCUUUACUCAAAAGAAUUCUUUAAUUUCUUCCGUUAUGUGGAAGUGUCUACUUUUGAUAUUGCUUCAGACGCAUUUUCCACAUUUAAAGUGUGCACUUCUAUAAUAAUAUUAAUUAAGUAUUUUUAUUUUAUUAUUUAUAAUAUAAUAAUGAUUAUGUAAAAACAGGAAUUGUUGACUCGACACAAACCACUAUGCGCAGAAUUUCUUGAAAUUAACUAUGAUAAAGUAUUUACUCAUUACCAACAGUUACUAAACUCCGAAAAUUAUGUGACUCGUCGUCAAAGUCUUAAAUUGCUUGGGGAACUUUUGUUGGAUCGUCAUAAUUUCACUGUAUGUUUUUUGUUAAUGAACACUGUUCUUGCUAAUUAUUAAUUACAUUUUAUUAUUGUCACAGGUGAUGACCCGUUAUAUAUCAAAUCCAGACAAUUUAAAACUGAUGAUGAACAUGUUGAAAGAAAAAUCUAGAAACAUCCAGUUUGAAGCAUUCCAUGUUUUCAAGGUAAAAUUUUUUGUUGGCUUUUAAUGUAUAAAAUGUAAAAAAUAAUAUUAUUUUAUUUUGUUUAUAGGUAUUUGUUGCUAACCCUAACAAACCCAAGCCUAUACUUGACAUUUUGCUUCGUAAUCAAGACAAGCUUGUCGAGUUUUUGACUAGAUUUCACACUGAAAGAUCUGAAGAUGAACAAUUCAAUGACGAGAAGGCCUAUUUGAUUAAACAAAUCAAAGAGCUAAAACCUACUGCAAGCGAUCAAUGAUUUACAGUUUAUGCAACCCGACUUCAUGACUUUUCGGGUUGUUAAAAACAGUUUUUGCUUGUCAUGAUUUUAUAAUCAGAUUGAUUAUAUUUUUAGGGUUAAUAAUAGUUAUAUAUUUGGUUUUUUUCGAAGGGGCAUUUCAAAUUUUUACAUAAGAUAUAAUAUAAAAGUAUUUAUUUAAUGAUAAUUUUAUAAACAGGUGUUUAAAAAAUUGAAAAUAUAAACCCUUAAAUAAUAUGUUUAAAUAAAAUAGCAAUUAAAAAUGGUUUGAAAGUGAAAUAUUGAUACAAUCAUAUUGUAUUAAGUCUUACUUUUUAUUAACUUCUAUUAUUAAACAUAUUUUACUUAUGCCUAUAUUUUAUCUAUGUGUAUUUAUAUUUGAUCAAGUGUUUGUAUGGAUAUUUUAAUUUAGAUAUUAGGAAACAAGUUUCUAUAUUAAAAUGGUGUCUUAUAUGGACAUUUUGUAUUUUGUAAAACUAUCUUUUAUAUAGUUAUUAUUUUUGAAAACUAUCUAUAUAUAUAUAUACUAAUCGUAUACUGUUUAUAUAAUUUAUUAUAUAUAUAUGAUAAUAAUUAUAUAAUCAGUUUUUUUUUUAGAAUUAAUGUUUGUAACUUAUGGGUGAAUAAUACACUGAAUGUGGUUCAAUACUGAAUUUUAUUUUUAAGCUAAAAUUCAUUACAUUUUAGUGUUUGUGUGUGUGUGUGUGUGUGUGUUAUAAUAUUUAAUUAAUUUAUAAAAUAUUAUUCCUACAGAUAUUAUAAUAACAUUAAUUGUGUGUUCUCCUUAUUAUUCAAAAUUUUUUUUUAUAUAAUUAAGUAGUAAUUUUGUAUUCUAAUAUUUUGUAUAGCUUUAAUCAUAAUAAUAAUAAUAAGAUAAAUAUUAUAUCUAUUCUAGUUAAAAUAUUUUUUUUCCGAGUGUAACUAAUAAUAUAACCCUUCUGCAUUAGUAACAAUAAUAAUGGUUUUUUUCUUCUUUCUUUUUUUAAAGCAUAAUAUUGUAUUCCAUUUUUUUUUCUCACAAUAAUAAAACAAUUUUAUUUAACAUGUUUUUACCUUCAUUUUAUAACCACACCCCAUGCCUAUAACAAAGCACUAUAAUUGAUUGUUAAUUUCCAAGUCUGUAGUAAUUUAUAAUACUAUGAUUAUUAUUAACUUUCUACUGAUUACGCAGUUUAUUUUUCAUAUACUAAAUAUGAGAGUAUGGAGUAAACAUUUUCCAAAAUUUCCUAU
Messenger RNA from Cinara cedri, 6274 nucleotides. The record is from the annotation of a GenBank genome assembly. Lineage: Eukaryota; Metazoa; Arthropoda; Insecta; Hemiptera; Aphididae.